Messenger RNA from Rotaria sp. Silwood2, 2865 nucleotides. NCBI's taxonomy places the organism in Eukaryota, Metazoa, Rotifera, Eurotatoria, Philodinida, Philodinidae. The record is from the annotation of a GenBank genome assembly.
AGGUGUGGGUGUGGGUGUGGGUGUGGGUGUGGGCGGUGUGGGUGUGGGGUGUGGGUGUGGGUGGAUUUUAAUACAACAUACAGAGCCAUAGUUGCAUCCGUCCCGACGCCGACAUUCGUACUCACACUCUUACCCACACCCACACCCUCACCCAUAUCAAAUUUCUCUUUUCAACAUGUGAAAUUUCUUCUUCAUCUCAAUAGAGAAUUGAUAAACUCGAAAUACAUGUUUUUUUCAGCCUAGAAAGUUUUCUUUUCUUCCAAUAUCUUGAUUAAACAUCUACUUCAAUAUAACACGUAAUUAUGAUUAUAACAUGGAAUCUAGAUUUACAUGAGUGAAUUAUUAUUUAGUAUUGAAAAGUUUGUCAUAUAUUUACUAACAAUAUUGAAACAAAUUAGUUUGUGGAGAAAUUUAACCUUUAUCAUUUUAAUAUCUGUCGUUAUUUAUCCAUCUAUGCCGAAUAAAUAUUUGAAGUUAUCCAUAUCCACGGUUGCGCCGCUAUACUUUCAGAUUGUUGUUCGAAAAAUCUAGCCAACCUUAUCUUAGUUCUUGGAACUUUCCGUUUCCUUAUUGAGAGAAGUUUGCAAGCUUGAGUCAACCUUUUGAAGUCUGAGUAAAGCAAACGAAGUAAGGAUGCUUGAAACGUAUCAAAAUUGGAUAGUUCGUUUAUUCAAUUAAUUUUUUCAGUCUAUCAUGAAUAUAGUGAGAAUGAAUUUCGAUGUUCGAAUGAUCGAUAUAUUUCACAAUAAUAUUUUGAAAAUAAUAUUUAAUAGAAUUCGAAAGUUUACACAAAUGUUUUUUUUUCCGUAAUAGUAUGCUAUGCGAUGGUGAUUGUGGUAGAGGUGAUACAGUAGCUUCUCGAAUAUUUUUGAAUGAAUACUUUAAAUGUUGCUCUGAUCAUUAAAUAAGUAAUACAGAUGUUUUAUCGGUGUUCUUUUUUUCUUAUUGAGCUUUAAUAAAAUAAUUCGACUUUAGAUAAUGAUUGCCUCGAUUACAAAUAAUCAAUAAGAAAGAAAGAGAAUAUCAACAUAUAUUAUAUAAUUCUCUAUUUUUAUUUAGUGAUAAAACAAUUAAAUCAUGCCAAACAGUACCUUGUCAUUCAAUCAAUCGUUUUCAGUAUUAAAGAAUCAAUAAAAUCUGAAUAUGUUACAUUAAACUAUUGUUCACAAAUAUGUUUUUAUAUUACAGCUGACUUUCAAUCAAGUACAGUUAAUAGAUUGAAUCGUUAUUCAACAAGUAGUACUCAUUUUUGAUUCCUUAUCAGUAAACUUUCAACGUUAAUGUAAUUACAAGAUAUUGAGUAACAGAAAUUUUAUUAGGAAAAAUUAUUUUUAGUGUAUAUAUUGCUUCUUUUUAUCGUAUAUUUUGAAUUCUAAUAGAAUAUCUUUCAUUAAAUAUAUAAAAUUAUUCAAUUUUGUCUUAUAUUCUCUUAACAUCAAUUAAUGUACAUGAAAAUGCAAUUAUUCAAUUCAGUUCCAGAGACCCAUAGUUACUAAACUUUUCAAAGAUUGUUCUAGCCUUCUCAAAAUCCCUCUGUGUAAUAUAAACAUGAACUAGGCUUACUGAACAUCUCAUGUUAGUCGAAGUUAAUGCUUAUACUAAAAUUAAACAAGGGUAUGUUUAAUGUUAAUAACUUGACAAUAGUAACCGAUAAUGACUCAUGGCUUUCAGAAAUCAAAAGACAAGAUUCCAGAUGUCUUUUUUUGCCCAAUACUGUAUAAGACAAAAUUCUUUUAUACCCUAUCAUCUUUGUGAAACAUUCAAAAAAAAACGAUUUAUGUCAUCAUAUCUCAUAUCGCAAUGAUAAGAAAACAAAAUCGAAUAUUGAUUUGAUCAAAUUGUAUUGAAUUCUGGCGAGUUUUCACUUUGAGUACAUAAUAUUUUUCUUUGAAUUUUGAGAUAAGAACAAAUAUUUUUAUUUAUCACUUUUUAUACAGAUCAAACAAUUGAUCUUCUAAUAUCCGAAGUAGAUGAAAUUUGUCGUUUUCUUCGAAAUUUCACAAAAAAUGUAUUAAAUUAUGGUGUAUUUAUGGAAGAUUAACAUGAUAGUAAUAUCGUUUUCAAAAUAGAAUUUUGAUAGGAAUGAGAUAAAGAGCUACAGAUUUCACCAUUCGACAGAGCAAUGUCCGAGCCAUCGAUCUGUAUAGAACUCAUUACGACGAAACAUAUUUUUUUUAUAAGCAUCUUCUGAUCAACACUUUUUCCUUUGCGUAUUUUCAUCAAUUUUCACAAUGAUGUCAACUCAAAUUAUGUCAAUAUGUAGCUCAAAUCACACUUUUUUCGCUAUAAAAUUAUCACAAUUUUCAUUAUCUCUCAACCACUUAUUGUAAAUGGAUUUAAAAAAAUAAAUGUUAACUUCAGAACGAAAAAAGUGUGAUUCAAGUUACAUUUUGACAUAAUUUGAGUUGAGAUUAUUAUGAAAAUUGAUGAAAAUACGCAAAGAAAAAAGUGUUGGUCAGAAGAUGACUAUAAACCUAUCAACAGUUAUUCAAAAAAUACUUAGGGGUCUUUUAUUUUGAAAUCGCUGUUAGUUUUAUUUUUAUUGACACAAAUAAACCUAUGUUCCAUUGGAUUGGUCAAAAUCUUCAUGUAAAUGAUUUUAUUUAUGGUUGUAUAUGGGUUUUUAAAAAUGAUGAACAUCAUGCAACUCAAUUAAUAACUGUUACUGUUAAUCAUAUGGUUGGAAUACUUUAUUUUAUUAAUUAUGAACAUGAAGCUAUUGAGAAUCCUAAUGAACGUAUUAUUACUAUUGAAUCAGCUUUUAUGAAAGGUGAAAAUAGGACAAUACUAAUUGAUAUAGAUAUAAUGCAUCCAACUGUUGUAGUUAUGGAUUUUUAUCGGAUAGAUGAAAAAAAUAUUCUUUAG